GGUCGGCGAGCGCCGGGAGUCUCUCAGCAGACCCGCAGAACCGCCCGACGACAGGAACCGCGUCCUCCCCCGACUUCUUUCCACGUCCACGCUCACGAACGACACGACAUGAACGGCCACUGCAACGGAACCGGCAACGUGGUGGAGGAGUUCCACGGCAGCGGCGGCUUCGGCAGCCUCAUCAUAGACACCAAGAAGCCCGCCCUGCACCGCAAGCACGAGACGUCCCGCAAGGAGGCGGAGGACGAGUCCCUCCUACCUGCGCUCGAGGCCGCCUACACCUGCAUCCUGCGGGAGCUCGGGGAGGACACGGACCGGCAGGGGCUGCUGCGCACCCCGCUGCGCGCCGCCAAGGCCAUGCAGUUCCUCACCAAGGGCUACCACGAGACGGUGGAGGACGUUCUGAACGAUGCCAUUUUUGAUGAAGACCACGAUGAGAUGGUGAUCGUGAAGGACAUAGACAUGUUUUCACUGUGUGAACAUCACAUGGUUCCCUUCUUUGGCAAGGUCCACAUCGGUUACAUCCCCAACAAAAAGGUUGUGGGACUGAGCAAACUGGCAAGGAUUGUGGAGAUCUAUAGUCGGAGGCUUCAAGUUCAAGAGCGCCUGACCAAGCAGAUCGCCACGGGACUGGCUGAGGCGCUGCAGCCCAAAGGUGUCGCUGUGGUUAUCGAAGCCGCGCACAUGUGCAUGGUGAUGCGCGGCGUCCAGAAGAUGAACAGCCGCACGGUGACCAGCACCAUGCUGGGAGUUUACCUGGAAGACCCCAGGACCCGGGAGGAGUUCCUGACUCUUGUACGUUAAAGCCUUACAGACGGCGCACACUAUUCAUUCCCAAGCCUCUGUACACAGUAUCACACAAAAAGCCCCGGAGCAACAGUGGAUCUGUAUCUGACUUCGCUUUAUGUAAAUGACAAAGCUGUGUCUAGAUACAGGAUCCUACUCUGGAAUUCACCUCAUUACACUGAAGCCUGGAAGAUUUCUACUACUGAAAUCAUUUGAAUCACUGUGAACACACACACACACACACACACACACACACACACACACACACACACACACA
Messenger RNA from Betta splendens (Siamese fighting fish), 1063 nucleotides. It is a transcript of the gene gch2, whose product is annotated as GTP cyclohydrolase 2. Gene Ontology annotation, cellular component: cytoplasm. Gene Ontology annotation, biological process: tetrahydrofolate biosynthetic process; tetrahydrobiopterin biosynthetic process. Gene Ontology annotation, molecular function: GTP cyclohydrolase I activity; zinc ion binding; GTP binding. The transcript is spliced from 6 exons. The record is from RefSeq and is a predicted model, not a curated record. NCBI's taxonomy places the organism in Eukaryota, Metazoa, Chordata, Actinopteri, Anabantiformes, Osphronemidae. The coding region runs from base 109 to 804 and encodes 231 amino acids.